Molecule: messenger RNA, 545 nt
Organism: Camellia sinensis
Lineage: Eukaryota; Viridiplantae; Streptophyta; Magnoliopsida; Ericales; Theaceae
Source: RefSeq, a predicted model, not a curated record
GGCCGCUACUAGAUGCUGAUCUACUGCAAAUUUCUAAUAGUGGUCUUUAUUUAGAGUCUUGUAAAUGAUUAUUGCUUCUCCAAAUGUGUGCCUCAUGGAAGAGGGAUUCUUGUUUCCCCAAAUGGCCCACCAUAAGGUUUUUAUUUAUAGACUAUACCUAGUCUUAAUUAUUGUUCUUUUGAUGAAACAACCUUUGUGUUGCUACACACGGGUGCCUGUACUGUAUGAGAAGUACGAGGAUCAAGUUGAUUCGUUUUCAGAGAAAGCAAUGAUCAAGAUCAAGAAACAGUAUGCAGUGCUUGAUGCCAAGGUUCUCAGUAAAAUUCCAAGAGGACCAUUGAAAGACAAGAAAAAGGGCUUAGGGAAGCCAAGGUAGUCAAUGUGUAAUAGACAUUUGGGUUGUUGUAAGUUUGUGGGUGAUUGUCGUGCCGUUUUGCCUGUCUUUGUUGGUUUCAUGUUUUCAAUUUGUUAUCUGCUGUUUCUACUGUGGGUUGACAAUUUAGAUGUAUUUGAGUAUUUUAGUGAGUUUAGCCUUUUAGGUUUUA